AUGGAUUUCAUCAAGACCAGUUCCCUGCGUGCUCUGAUUGAGUUAACUUUCCAACGCAACUGGAACGGCCUCAUUUGGAUGAGUAGAAAAGGAGUUAUAACCAAAAGAGUGAAGACUGUCCAGACGGCUCUAUCGAGAAUCAGCGCCAACCGCGCAGCGGCUGGCCGAGAAACGAAUGUUCCGCGUCGGCCAAAUCUAUCCGUCCGUCUGAAGUCUCGGCCAAAGUUCAACCACCGGCCGAUACGCAUCACGACCCGGGAAGCAAUGUCCCGCGGUCGGCCACCACGCCACUCACACGCCACCAUGCCGCGCACGACCAUGCCGCGCGAGCCGGGAACAAGCCUCGCGGCCGCGCAACCUUCUCGCGUACCACGGCCGAUGCAUCCGUCCGAGCCGGGAAGACGUCCCACGUCCGGCCGAGAAAGCAUCGGCCAAUGCUUCACUCGUCCGAUUGAUGAUAGGAUUUUAUGCGGAUGUGAUAUGAAAUGA
This is a messenger RNA of Microthlaspi erraticum, 489 nucleotides long. The record is from the annotation of a GenBank genome assembly. Lineage: Eukaryota; Viridiplantae; Streptophyta; Magnoliopsida; Brassicales; Brassicaceae.